Molecule: messenger RNA, 4753 nt
Organism: Scylla paramamosain (green mud crab)
Lineage: Eukaryota; Metazoa; Arthropoda; Malacostraca; Decapoda; Portunidae
Gene: Ocrl
Product: inositol polyphosphate 5-phosphatase OCRL-like
Exons: 19
Coding region: 199-3027 (942 amino acids)
Biological process (GO): signal transduction; phosphatidylinositol dephosphorylation
Cellular component (GO): membrane
Molecular function (GO): inositol phosphate phosphatase activity; phosphatidylinositol-4,5-bisphosphate 5-phosphatase activity
Source: RefSeq, a predicted model, not a curated record
AGUGUGUGGGAGUGAUGAAGGAGAGGGAGGAGACGUGAGGGAGGGAGAGGCAGGUGAAGCCAGCGCCAGUGUUGUCAUAGCGGCGAGGGGAGGAAGCAACGAGGCACAGGAUUGCACCAAACACACAUUUCCCGCAUUUAAAUGUAAAGGAGUGGUCAGUGUUGCAUCUCAGCACCACCAGCAUGGAGCUUUCCCCCUAUGUGCAGGAAAAGCUCCUCCCCGGACACAAACUCACUGAUGUAUCCUUCUUAUGCACCGCCGCACCUUGCUCUUGUUGUGUUGUGUUACUGUUGCGUUGCAGGUCAUGGUGGUAGCAGUCUGCUUGCCUCGAUCAUCUUUGGUUGGGUUGUGGAAGCAGGUCUGGUGGAGGAGUUCAUUAAGACGACUCGGGUCAUAGCGCUGAUUGAGGUGGCAGCCAGUGAGUGCAAGCAGGGUGGGGAGCAGGCCCUCCUUAUCUUCCAAACAGCACGGGUCCCUGUACACAGUUCAAUAGAUCUCAGUAUUGAGCAGAUCAUUCCCAUUGACACUAAUCUCAAAUGUGAAAUUGACACGUCGAGCACAGAUGUGGACACAGACGUCCUGGUGAAUAUCACAUCUGGCAAACUUCGGAUUCUGUUUGAAAUGCCCUUCAGCCAGAGAACAAACUCCUUUGUCUCAGAAAUCUUGAGAGCAGCUGAAGUGAUAGGCAAGCGGCGCGGACCUCCUCCUGAGUUCACGUGGCUGCAGCCAUACCAGCAGAGCAGCAGCAACGGCCUCCAGCAGGAGAAGGACACAAGCAGCACGGCCUCCACAGUGCUGGCGGGUGACGUGGACAGCCUUGCCCCCGAUGCCCGCAGCCUGGGUGAUGUUAGUGUGGAUGUAGCCCAGACCCCACCCUCACCCUCCCUUCACCCUGCUGUCAGUAAUGCAGAGACCAGUAGUCUGCAUAAUGAAGAUGACAAGAGCCCUGAGCUGGGAGUCAACCGGCACAGCAUUGCCACAGGACUGUCCCCAACGCCCAUUGCUGCCCGGGAAAGCCACAUCAAGCACCACAUGAUCCUGAGGGAGGACAGCUACACAGACAUCAAUGAGUUCUCAGUGUUUGUGGGGACCUGGAAUGUGAAUGGGCGGUCACCAGUAGUGGGACUGGCACAGUGGCUCUCAGUGGAUGACGAACCGCCAGAUGUGUAUGGCAUUGGCUUCCAGGAGCUUGACCUGAACACGGAGGCCUUUCUCUUCAACAACACACCCAAGGAGCAGGAGUGGCUAAAUGCUGUGCUAAAUGGAAUCCACCCCAAGGCCAAGUACCAGAAGGUCCGGCUGGUGCGGCUGGUGGGCAUGAUGCUGAUUGUGCUGGUGCAGGAGAAGCACCUGGCGUAUGUCCGUAAUGUUGCCGUGGACACCGUGGGCACCGGCAUCAUGAACAAGAUGGGCAACAAAGGGGCAGUGUCAGUGAGGCUGGACCUGCACAGCACCUCCAUCUGCUUUGUCAAUGCCCACCUGGCAGCCCACCAGGAGGAGCUAGAGCGACGCAAUGAAGACCACGACUGCAUCUUCCAGCGAACCUGCUUCCAGAUGAACAUGAACAUCAACAGUCCACCAAAGGCCAUCAGGGAUCAUGAUCACAUCUAUUUCCUGGGGGACAUGAACUACAGAAUAAACCCUUGUGACAUGAACAUCAGAGAGGUGGCCAGCAGUGCAGACUACAAGAUCCUUCUGGAGUAUGAUCAGCUCACUCAGCAGAAGAAGCAGAAGCGAAUCUUCCACAAAUUCAAGGAGGGAGACAUCACCUUCAAGCCGACAUUCAAAUAUGACGUGGACAGUGAUGAGUGGGAUUCAAGUGAGAAGGCACGGCAGCCGGCAUGGUGUGACAGAAUCCUGUGGUUUGGGGAGGGCAUCACACAGCACAUUUACAGGUCCCACCAGGAGCUCCAGAUUAGCGAUCACAAGCCUGUCAGUGCCUUGUUCACGGCUGGGGUUAAGGUAAUUGACACCAGGAAAUAUCGACGUAUCUAUGAGGAGGUGAUGAAGAAACUAGACAAACUUGAGAAUGAGUUCCUGCCACAGGUCACUAUUGAUACCACAGAGAUCAUAUUUGGUUCUGUCAAGUUCCUUCAACCACAAACUAAGUACUUGACCAUUGCUAAUACUGGACAGGUGCCUGUUGAGUUUGAGUUCAUCAAGAAGCUGAAUGACCAGAGUUACUGCAAGCCGUGGCUCACAGUGAGGCCGUACAUGGGCUUCAUUGUGCCAGGUGAUAAGUGUGACGUGUCCCUUGAGGUGCUGGUGGACAAGCAGACAGCCUCACAGCUUAACUGUGGUGCUGACAAGCUGUACGACAUCCUGGUGCUGCAUCUGGAUGGUGGCAAGGACCUUUUCAUUACUGUCACAGGAACCUAUGAGAGGAGCUGCUUUGGGUCGUCCAUCAAUGCUCUGGUCCAUAUGAACAAGCCCUUCAAGGAGGUGCCGGUGGCCAGACUCAUUGACCUGGAGAGCAGCUACCCCAAGGAAUUGAGUGAGAUGCCUUAUGCCGUCCCCAAAGAGCUGUGGUACCUCGUGAACCACCUCCACUCCCAUGCUCUUGAGGUUAAGGGAAUCUUCAACUACCGUGGCCUUCAGAAGGAAAUCAUUGAAAUCAGAACCAGCCUGGAUGAAGGAGUCCUCAAUGACGUGUUGCCAGGAAGCGUGCACUCAGUGGCAGAGGCCUUGCUGCUCUUCCUGGAGGCUUUACCUGAACCUGUCAUCCCUUACAGCCUCUACCAGGCGGCUCUGGAUGCCACCCCAAACUUCUCCCUUUGCAAGGAGAUUGUGUCCAAGCUGCCUGAUCACCAUCGCACAGUCUUCACCUACCUGAUGGCUUUCCUCAAGGAGCUCCUGAACCACUCACCCCAGAAUGAACUGGAUGCUAAGACGCUCGCACUUGUGUUUGGAAGCAUCCUCCUGAGGAAGCCGCCCAACCAGCCCAUUGACAGACGCAUCUCAAAUGAAGCAAUUGAUAGAAAGAAGCAGAUCUUCAUCCACCACUUCCUUGUGAAUGAUUAUGAGUAGUCCUUGCCACACCCACACACUCACCCACCAGCUUGUUAUUGUUGACACUGAUGUAUAUAUUUAUCAAGUGCAAUUGAUACCUGAUCCUAGUUAAAUGUUGAUGAAUUAUAGAGUGUUCUGUUGAAAUCUAGUCUCUCGAAUGUGUGCAAAUGAGUUUUAUGCAGAUGAUUGAUAAUUUCUUUUUGCAUUUUUUAUGUUAAGUAUUUUGAUGAGUAUUUGGAUUAAGAGGGAAGAAGAAACAGGCUUCUCACCACCAGCAACGUUAUAUGAGUGAUAGAUGUGUUGAUUAUUAUCCAGAAGUGGCUUCCACCUCUCUGAUGUGCUCUGGAUCAAACACUUCCCCAUCUACUGAUGAAGUGAUGGUGUCAGGGGAUGUAGCAGGGGAACACAGAUCAGAGGGAGGAUCAGGAGAUGAAGAUUUGGCAGCUAAUGAUCAAAGAAGGGAUAUUACAAUUUAGAAGAAAGAAACUCUGUUAGAAAAAAAAAAGCUGGAGAUUUAUGUAAAGAAAUCAAAAGAGAAAUCAAGCUUGGGGAUAUGUUGUAGAAUUUUAAGACAUGAUAGGGAUUUUAGAAUUCUAGGAAAACUCUUCAGGAAACUAAGUAAAUAAAUAAGAAAAAAUAAAAGCAAGGAGAUAUUGUCCAAAAUUCGGAAAACUAUAAAGGGUGUUUCAGAAUUUUGGGACACCAUACAGGGUAUUGUGAAAAUUAUUAGAAAAAUAGAAAGAAAAUAGGGAUAUGGUAAAAUCAAUGGCUCAUAAAAUCAAAGGAUGGUGUGCAAAAUUAUGAAAACUAAGGGAAUGUUGAAUAUUUUGUGGUUUUAUUGAGAAAGAAUAAAGGAAAACAAAAUGGGUAGAAUGAAAUUAAGGGGUCACAAUAGCAAGGAAAUAAAACAAUGACAAAAUGACAAUGACAAAAAUCUUGGGGUCCUACUAAUGGGGCAAUUAUCAAUCAGUCGGUACCGUCCUCAUCUUGUUUGGCAGUGCUCUCGAGGGAAGUUAUACAGGUCCUUUGUUUCAUUUUUCAUAUUCUGUGUCUUGAAUCAUUCCAGUUCAACUCAUUCCAUCUUAAUGUAAUGCAUGUUAUGUUUUUAGUCGACUCAUACUCAUGAAUGUUGAGGUUUUAUUCCUUGUGUUGUCUUGCUGCUGUGUCUGAGUGGAGAGUUUGCACAUUUCACCCGGUACACUUGAUGCUCCGGUCCUUCACGGCAUAAUCUACCUUAACUAUCCCUAUGGAGAGAUGUUAUAACCAAUUCAAUGUGAAGUAACUAUUGUUGACAUUAUCAUUAUUUCUUUUCUGUUGUUAUGAAGUAAUUUCUGCAAGUUUUCUUAAUUUAUUUGAGCAGUUGUUAAGUGGUAAUGAAACUAUUUCGUCGAGUUCUCUCUGUAUCUUAAUCUUUGAGUCGUAAAUCUACCUCCUGUCUCAUCCCUCAUUGCUCGGACAAGAAAUUGUUUAAUUGUGCUGUCAUUUCUUUUCUAGUCUUUUAUUGUUAUGCAGUCUUGCACUUACGGAGAGUGUAGAGGCACGAGUGUUUACUAUUUAUACAUACCUGAUAUGUACAUAUAUAUAAUAGCCAUCAAGUCUGUCCAUAUAAACAAGAUUUUAGAGGCAGGCUUGCAGCACAUGAAUAAGACAUGGACAAGUCAGUAUUCAGGGUAUUGUCUCUGUACAAUUUUUUGUAAACAUUUUUUUAAGUAAAAUGCAAUUAUAAAUAUCACAGGUAAAGGAA